Messenger RNA from Hyalella azteca, 997 nucleotides. RefSeq names its product endoplasmic reticulum aminopeptidase 2-like. The transcript is spliced from 7 exons. Gene Ontology annotation, biological process: proteolysis; peptide catabolic process. Gene Ontology annotation, molecular function: peptide binding; zinc ion binding; metalloaminopeptidase activity. Gene Ontology annotation, cellular component: cytoplasm. NCBI's taxonomy places the organism in Eukaryota, Metazoa, Arthropoda, Malacostraca, Amphipoda, Hyalellidae. The annotation marks the transcript as partial. The record is from RefSeq and is a predicted model, not a curated record.
AUGACAGAGCAAACGGUGGUUGCCCUGCGUGCUGUGGUUGAUCAUGUUGCACAUGUUGGUGGCCUGGAGAUGACCAUCUCCAAAAAGAUGCUGCUUGCAGCUGGCAGUGCUAAAACAGCCUACAGUAACGUGACAAUCAGAGUGAACUCUUCUGAAACUCGCGACUUCUUUUUGGUUCAUUCGAAGCUACUGACGAUCAGCAGCACGACGCUGCAGGCGCUGCAGCCUGACGACUCAUGGCAGGAUGUUGCGCUCCUGGACACGUUUGCUUACGAACCGAACGAGUUCUGGGUGGUACGGACGCAGGCUUCUGUGUCUCCAGGAAUUUUCCGACUGUCCUUAACAUUUGACGGCUCCUUGACAGCCAACGGCCUCGUAGGCUUCUAUGACUCGGACUACAUCGAUGAGGCUAACAACACAAGGCUGCUGGCGACGACAAAGUUCGAGCCGACCUACGCGCGCCAGGCCUUCCCGUGCUUUGACGAGCCGAGCUUCAAGUCAACCUUCACCGUGACUGUCGUGCGCCCUCUCCUGGAGUACAUCGUGCUCUCCAACAUGCCUGUCGUGAAUGAAGCGGUCAACCAGCCCGCUGAAGGUCUCGCUGAAGUGACGUUUCAAGAGUCCGUGCCCAUGGUAACGUAUCUCGUAUGCUUCAUCGUCUGCGACUUCAUUUACAUCGGCGAAACCUUGCCCAGCGGGAUGGACUUCCGCGUCUACGCCCCCCGAGCGCGCGUAGACAACACGGAGUACGCACUGCGUCAGGGCGCCCAGAUACUGCAGUACUACGAGAAGAUGUUCGACCUGCCCUUCCCUCUACCAAAAAGCGACAUGGCGGCCAUCCCCGACUACGUGUCUGGGGCCACAGAGCACUGGGGCAUCAUCACCUACAGGGAGACUAGCAUCUUCUACAACCCCACCAAGAGUUCCGAGACCAACAAGCAGCGAGUCUGCUCUGUCGUAGCGCAUGAACUGGCGCACCAGUGGUUUGGCAACCUCG